GGGUGGUGGGAUUACAGGCAUGUACCACCACACCCGGCUUAGCGGGACCAUCUUCCUGUGAGUAUGAGAGAUACCCCAAGAAAACAGCAACAACAACACAGGAGAGAAACAAAGAGGGACAGAGAGACAUAGAGAGGACCCAGAGAGACCCAGGGCUGGCAAGGGUGGCAGCUGCGAGAGGAGGCGGGUCCUGAGGGGCUGCGCCCCAGGAGAGGGGGCGGGGCGGGCUGGGGAGGGGACCCAGCCAGGCAGCUGCUCUGAGCCUCUCUCUGGCUGCAGUCAUCCCAGCCGUGGGCAGCAACAGCCUGCUGCAGCCAUGUCCAACAACAUGGCCAAGAUCGCCGAAGCCCGAAAGACGGUGGAACAGCUGAAGCUGGAAGUGAACAUCGAUCGCAUGAAGGUGUCGCAGGCCGCGGCCGAGCUCCUGGCUUUCUGCGAGACGCACGCUAAAGACGACCCGCUGGUGACGCCGGUACCUGCCGCCGAGAAUCCCUUCCGCGACAAGCGCCUCUUCUGCGUCCUCCUGUGAGCCCUCCCGAAAGCUUACCCUGCCCUGCCAAGUACGAGUCCA
Molecule: messenger RNA, 571 nt
Organism: Octodon degus (degu)
Lineage: Eukaryota; Metazoa; Chordata; Mammalia; Rodentia; Octodontidae
Gene: Gng8
Product: G protein subunit gamma 8
Exons: 3
Coding region: 317-529 (70 amino acids)
Biological process (GO): G protein-coupled receptor signaling pathway
Cellular component (GO): heterotrimeric G-protein complex
Molecular function (GO): G-protein beta-subunit binding
Source: RefSeq, a predicted model, not a curated record